Molecule: messenger RNA, 1044 nt
Organism: Verticillium alfalfae VaMs.102
Lineage: Eukaryota; Fungi; Ascomycota; Sordariomycetes; Glomerellales; Plectosphaerellaceae
Exons: 3
Coding region: 1-1044 (347 amino acids)
Source: RefSeq, a predicted model, not a curated record
AUGGCGAACCACCCAGGCGAGGAAAACGUAGCGACGCUUUUUGGAGACAUCCACUACUUCUACGGUCCUCCCGACCACAGCCCGCCUCAUCACCGCUUCGACAAGGGCUCCUACGUCUACCUCUUUGAGAAUGCGAACGACCGCCGCGCGCGCAUCGAGAUUGCGAACAAGGCCGGCACCGAAGAGCAGGACUCCUUUGACGGCUGUAAGUGUGCCCACCCGCCAAAGUGGCUGGAUCCCUCAUCUGACGGAAGGACAGUCCUCGAUAGGACGCAGGUCAAAUACUCCUACCGCCACCAAUGCCUCGUCUCCUUGACGGCGCCGCCUCUGUCUGCCGUGUCCAACGAGCCUGCGCCGCAGACAAGCUAUGCGCCGAUCCCCUACAACCCCGCGGCCCCUGCUGCGCCCGAGACCAUCCGUCACCGCGAGAAGACGCCGCCUCCCGAUGACGGCAUCGACCCCCUUGCCCAAGCCAUAGCCUACGACAACCAGGCCCCCUUCUCGCCCGGGUUCGUCCCGCCUCCCGGCUUCCUCCCAGGCCAGCACCCCGGUCUCGCCAGCCCUGGCCUUCCUCCGCCGCCGUCGGUCUUUGGCGCUCAGCCCGGCCUUCAGCGCUCGCAGACCAUGCCCGUGCAGCCCUCUGUUGUCACGAGCCCCUUCAACGCCGCCUACACCGCCGCUGCUGGGUUCCAACCGCCACCACCUCCGCCGCCUCCCCCAGGCGGUCCGCAGCCCCAACAGCAGUCCCUGCAGCAGCAGCAGCAGCAGCAGCAGCCGCCACAGCAGCAAGUCGCGACACCGCCCGUCCAGACCGAGGCCUCGCCGCCCCCGGUGCAGGCCUCGCCCCCGACGGGCGGCUACUCGUCGUACGCAUACACGCACCAGCCGCAGCAGCAGCCUGACACGUCCAUCUACGCGAUGCACCAGCAGCACUACCAGCCCACCGAGGCCGAGGCGCACAAGUACAAGGACCGGAAGGAGCCAACGGGACGGCUCGAGGCCAACGCUGGGCGGGUUGGAGAGGGGCAUGACUGGGAUGUUUAA